This is a messenger RNA of Lodderomyces elongisporus, 2796 nucleotides long. RefSeq lists its product as uncharacterized. The transcript has a single exon. The record is from RefSeq and is a predicted model, not a curated record. The coding region runs from base 1 to 2796 and encodes 931 amino acids. Lineage: Eukaryota; Fungi; Ascomycota; Pichiomycetes; Serinales; Debaryomycetaceae.
AUGCGACAAACAUUCAUAAAACUAAAGCCCAAAACCAGCGGCAGGUCUUUUACCAAACCUUUGGAUUAUCAAGCAAGUGAUGAGAUAAAGAAAAGUUUUAGUCGGAGGUUAAGAGAUGCGGUUGAAGAUGACCAUAUACUGCCGAGUAGACUGGCAAAAGGCAUUUUUACCAAUAGGGAUGGAAAAUUUAGCGGUAAUAAGGGCAAAGCUUCAAGUCUGAGCUCAUAUCGAAACUUGAAACAGAAUUUAAAUCGGGAUCUGGAGCAGAGUCUGAUGCGAAAUUUGAGGCGAAAACAAGGUACAAGUCAAAAUUCUGGCAAAAGCAAAGCAAUAUCCGAAACUAAACUCAAAGCUGAAGAGAUCCGUCUGCUUUCACAAUCGCUUAAGUUUUUACAAUCCAAAUAUUCUUCAAUACCUUUUCUUGAUGAUUCUGGCAAAAUUAUCGAUUUGCAACGUUUGCAACCAUACGAUAUGAAAUUUAACAACCCGACAUCAAAGCUAAUUUUUCAAAACUUGUUACGAAUCAAAGAGCUUACCAAAAAACAAGUUCCUCGUACAUUAUCUCUCACGUUAUUGGGAACAACCUCGACCCAGUUGAGCGACCCAUAUUUCAUCACAAAUAACGCUCUGGAUUUGCUUAAAUUCGAUAGGGAUCCAGCUCGAGCAUCGUAUCUUUGCAGAAUUAGUGACAAGAAAUCGUCAAUUGUUGGAAUGAACACAAUCAUGGAAUGGCAUUUUGCUAAAAAGGAUCAGAAAGCUGGUAUCAAGGCAUUUCAUGAACGUCGGAGCAGUGGUAUACCAUGUAAUCCAUAUACCUACCUUGAAUUGUUUAAUGGGGUGGCUAAAACUACAGCUUGGGGGCUGGCCAAAAAGGAAAUCUGUGAAAAAAUGAUUGAAAUUUUCAAAAGCAACAGAAGCGAAUUUCUGGAUGCCAAGGAUAAUAAAGGUUUUGCUACUUCGAUAUUCAAUGCCUGUUUGAGUAUUUUGGUUCGGAACUUUGAUGAUCUGCAAGCUAUUGCAUGGGGCUUUUUUGACGAAUUAUUUGGAUCAAACGAGUUGGAAUUAGAACAAAUCUACCCAGACUCACAAACAUUUACAAUCUUGUUGCAGGGUGUUAAAAAGUAUGCUGAACAUGAAAGAAGUCAAGUUCUUGCUGAUGAAAACUUGUCCAGUGCGGUUCGAUUAGCAAAGCUUUUAGAAAUUGAAGCCAACCAUGUUAAAGUUGCCACUGCAGUAUUUGACAAAGUGCGUCAGGCAGCUACGCCUCCAAAAGCAAAUUUAGAUGCAAAAAAGAAUCAAAAAAACAUUCAUAAUUGGUACAAGUCCAGAAUUGAAAUCGAUUUUCCUUUAUUCACCACUUUUUUAAAUAGUUUCUGUAGCAGAGACGCGGGAACAGGUGAAGAUCUUCAUAGUGGAAGUCAUUAUGUAUACGCACAGCGUGCACUUGACAUUUUGCGUAUUGUGUCACCAGAUGUGGAAAAAAUGUUGAAAUAUAUAAGUAAAGAUGGUUUAUCGGUUGAGUCAAGGUUAAAGGCACACACUGAUAUGAGAGUGAAUAAAGCGUUGAAGCAUGGAAUUCUUACUUCUUCCGAAGCUGAUUCUACCAGCAUUGAUAAUAUUAAUCCAAGUGCCGUUAUUAAAGACUCUGAUCUUUCGAGAUUUAAUCCAAUGGUUCAUAUGAUUCAUCGCGGAAAAUUUAAUACUGAAGCUGAACCGCUAAUUGAUUUGACACGUUCAGUUUCAGGAAAGGACUCAGUUGAAAGUAUGCGCUCGAUCAAUAAGUUCAUGUUGAACCAAGUAUUUGAAACAUUGAUAAAUCUUGGUCUUUUCAAAGAAUUUGUUAGAGCGUAUUAUUAUGCCUCGAUUGAAUGGGGAGGAGUGAAAUUGCUACUUCCUGAGUUGGCAGAGCAAGAUAUCUUGAAAAACUUUUUGCCAAACAUGAGUGUUCGAGAAUUCAAGACAGGUAGAAUACCAUCCAUUAUUGAUGAAGCGUCUUUUGAUUCAUUUAUAUACAAAAUAGCCGAACACGGUCGGUACAAAGGCAAGACAAGCACAAAUGUUGUGUUGCAAAUGUUGCGUAUAUUAGUGACCCCUGAACUUACGGUUAAUGGAAUUGAGCCCACUAUGGAUCACAUGAAUAAAAUAUGUUCCAUUAUGGUGAAGGAUUUGCAUUAUUAUAAUGAUACUCAUGUCAAGAAAUCCUACACAACGAGGUAUGCAUUCUCUUAUAGGCAAUUGACAGACUAUUUGAGAAAUUUGAUUGAGUUUGGCGAAAUCCACAAUAUGUAUAUAAGCAAAAGUGCCAAACUGUAUACACCAGGUUACUAUCAUGCAUUCAUGGAGAAGGUGACCAAGAUCUUACAGUCUGCGCAUUGGAUCGAUGUUGAAGAUUGCGAGAAGAGGUACCACAUUACGAAAUUAAUUUUAAAAGCUAAUAUUUUGGAUUAUAGGCCGCAGAUUGCGGCACUCAAGCCUGAGACUAGACAACGCACGAGAAGCAUUGAAAAGUUGGUUGGUGAGACUCUUUCUGCAAUGAAAGAUGCGGGCCGUAAUUUCGAAGAGGAUAAGAAGUUGCGUAGUGUUUUAAAGAGUCUCAGAGCAGCUGAGUCUGUUAAGGGAGAUGUCAAAUCUCUCAAUAAGAAAUUGUAUGAUUUAAUCAGUGGCGAACUCAAGGCAGCUCCAUGUGCAAAUGUUGCGACUAAAAAAGAACUUAGUGGAGAACUCAGUGAAGAACUCAGUGGAGAACUUAGUGGAGAACACGUUACAACUUCUAGUACAAUUGUCAAAAACAAUUGA